AUGUCUUCAUCACUCCGCCCGCGCCUCGAACGAUUACGAAAGUCUCUACGACACUGGCAGAUCUACUCAAACGAGUACGAGGCGCUGCGGAGGGAGCUCUCAUCCCUGCCGCUGGCGGCGACACACGAGGACAUGCUAAAACUGGCUCUCAAAGCCACCAGGAAAGUUGUUGAUGAGCAAGAGGUAGAGGAUCUUCUCGGUGAUGGGCUAGAAACCAAGAGGAAUGUUAUCGAGGUCAUCACAGAGAUCACCCACCGGCUUGACGAUGCCACCGAGAACGUGGCCCAACUCGAAGAACAGAUUGAGGCCGCCGAGAACGAGAUUGACCCCGAUGAAGAAGACGAAGAAGACGAGUACGAGCCCGUAGAUGACGCCAAAUACAGGCCCACGGCGGAAGGGCUAGCCACGCCCGAGGUGCAGAAAGAGCUUGAAGAGUUCCGGAAGCGGCUUCACGAGCGAGGCGAGGCAUCUAGAGCCGAGGCAGCAAAGGUGGCGGCUGAAGAUCAAGAAAAAUCGAUAAAGAAAAGAAGGGGAGGGGGUGUUCGAUUUGCCCAGGAGACGGAUGAAGAAGAGUCAGGGGAGGAGGAUACUGCCAACGCAAAAGACUCAGUGGAAACAAACGUUGGGCCUGGGAAAAAAACAGAUACUGUGGACACGCCAGAUUCUGAUAGGUCAGAUCCUGUGGACAAGGAAGAUCCUCUGGACAAGACAGAUUCUGUAGACAAACCAGAGUCUGUCGUCAAGUCAGGCGCUGCGGAUAAGCAAGCCUCUGUGGGGGAUUGCCCAUCUUUCUCCAGGAAGCAUGUGAGUGAUACAGAUGAAUAUUCAAUAUCGGAGUCUUCAGCUACCGAAGGAGAGCGCCAACCACCAAAAAGAGUUAUGCUUACGACAGUUACUCGAUCAAUGGCACGCUCGAACCCGCCAGAUUCAAGCACACAAGAUUGA
Messenger RNA from Morchella sextelata, 945 nucleotides. RefSeq lists its product as uncharacterized. The transcript is spliced from 4 exons. The record is from RefSeq and is a predicted model, not a curated record. NCBI's taxonomy places the organism in Eukaryota, Fungi, Ascomycota, Pezizomycetes, Pezizales, Morchellaceae. The coding region runs from base 1 to 945 and encodes 314 amino acids.